AAACCCCAUUCUACAUAGACACCUCGAAUCCCAGCUAACACAUCACGUGCCGGCACAAGGCAAUGAAUCCAAUCGGCUUCCGUGUUUUUCCCUGGGCAUCGGCGUCGCAGCGAGUAGAUACUGAGCAGUUCGAAGCAGCAUCUUGACAAGCUAUCUUCGCCGCUUAGAAUUUAUCCGAUGGUCACGGAUCGAUACGCGUAUUAUUUAUCCAUCCGAUGAUUCCGGUGGCAUAAAGGAGCAAAGAACAGCAAGAGUUCAGGAGAAUGAGCCUCGAAGUUGAAGGCAGCAGCUCAACCCCGAAGCAGCUCCCGGCCCUGAAGAUGCUCGACUGCACGCUCAGAGUCUCCGCGAUCCCGUUGAGCAUUGCGAGCAUUUCGCUCACCGUGACCGACCACCAGAGCAACGAAACCUUCGGGAAGAUAGAGUUCCACAAUCUCCUUGGCCUCAAGUACAUGGUUUUGAUAAGUGCAAUAUGUGCGGCCUAUGCUUUUACGUCUGCGGCAUCGUCGUGGCUCCGUGUUUUGGCCAUCAAAGCCUGGAUUUUCUUCCUCUCUGAUCAGGUUAUCGCAUACUUGAUGGUGACAUCUGUGGCAGCAGUGUCCGAGAUAGUCUACUUAGGAUACAAAGGGGACAGGGAGGUGACAUGGAGUGAGGCCUGCAGCUCAUUCGGGAAGUUCUGCUCGAGGAUGGGGAUCGGCCUCGUCUUCCAUGCCUUGGCACUCUGCUGCUUCCUCUCCCUCUCUGUGAUCUCGGCUUUCCGGGCCUUCAGCGUGUUCGACCCUCCCUGUGUUUCCUCCAAGGAAGAAGAAGAAGAUCGAAGAGAUAACUGAUAAACUGAAAGUUGUGCUCUAAUGUCCUCUGCAUAUAUGACUAGCUAGUCGUAUCAACGGCGCGAACAUGUUGUCCAUGUUAGUAGAAUAAUUACUCCGAUAAGGAUGCCCAGUAGUAUGCUUCUAAGCUUACAUAAAGGAACAUGAUAUAUAUUCGCACGUGUAUAGUUCUAUUGUCUUUUCAAUUUUGAUAAUUUUGUCCUAUUAAA
This is a messenger RNA of Punica granatum (pomegranate), 1039 nucleotides long. Lineage: Eukaryota; Viridiplantae; Streptophyta; Magnoliopsida; Myrtales; Lythraceae. The record is from RefSeq and is a predicted model, not a curated record.